Nematolebias whitei (Rio pearlfish) is the source of this 2509-nucleotide messenger RNA. It is a transcript of the gene ddhd1a, whose product is annotated as DDHD domain containing 1a. Gene Ontology annotation, molecular function: glycerophospholipase activity; metal ion binding. The transcript has 13 exons. Bases 57 to 2465 code for a protein of 802 amino acids. Gene Ontology annotation, cellular component: cytoplasm. NCBI's taxonomy places the organism in Eukaryota, Metazoa, Chordata, Actinopteri, Cyprinodontiformes, Rivulidae. The record is from RefSeq and is a predicted model, not a curated record.
UGACUCUGUCAGCAGCAGAGCGGCUUUCGUCAAGCGAUGUGUUCUCCUGUCACCAGAUGAGUCUCUUGAAUGAUUCGAUGGAGGCAGGAAUGUCGUCGGUCCAGCCAGGGCUGGACGGGCACCUGCCGCUUUUACACGCCCGCCACCACGGCUCCCAGGACGGGCUAAUGUUGGACUUGGACUCCCCGGAAGCCUACCUGGACAGCAGCCCGCUGGGCUACAGGGACAACGAUGGGAGCAACGGCAGCCCGGUGUUCGAAAGGAGGAAGAGGUCCCGGUCCAACAGCUCCAGGCACAGAUUCAACGAGGUGGUCACGGAGCUAGUUCCGGAGGAGGUUCGGUGGUUUUACAAAGAGGACAAGAAAACAUGGAAGCCGUUUCUGGGACACGACUCGCUCAAUAUUGAGCAGAUGUUUCGGAAAUACUGCGAGCUGAACCCCGGCGCGGUGCGCGCCCGGGUCAGCAGCGGCGACGAGGACAGCCCGGGACUGAACGGCUCUGGCCCGGCAGAGACCGGAACCAGCGGCCCGACCGAAGGCCGAGGCUCCAUGGACACAUCCAGCCCGUCUGUGGACGAGAGGGACCCGGACUGCUUGGAGAUCAACGUGGAGCCGGUCUGUGUGCGGGGAGGGCUCUAUGAGGUAGACAUAAAGGAGAGGAAAUGCUAUCCUGUCUACUGGAAGCAACAAGACCAUAUCCCUGUGAUGAGAGGCCAGUGGUUCAUUGAUGGGACCUGGCUCCCUUUAGAGGAAGAGGAGAGUGACCUCAUUGAACUGGAGCACCUGAACCAUUUCCGUGGGCAACAGAUGCAGGACACCUUCGAGACGGAUUUAGUGGUCAAGACCGUUGACAGCAAAGAUGCCAUCCACAGUUUUAAGCUGAGUCGAACCCACGUGGAUUGGCACAGCGUGGAUGAGGUAUACCUUUACAGCGAUGCUACCACUUCUAAAAUUGCACGCACCGUCACCCAGAAACUGGGCUUCUCCAAAGCGUCGAGCAGUGGCACACGGCUCCAUCGGGGGUUUGUUGAGGAGGCCUCACCAGAAGACAGACCUCCUCACACUACACAUGUUGUCUUUGUCGUGCAUGGAAUCGGACAGAAGAUGGACCAGGGACGCAUAAUCAAAAACACUGCAAUGUUGAGGGAGGGAGUCAGAAAGAUGGAGGAGAAGCACUUUGCUCAGCACAUCGAUGAACAUGUGGAGUUCCUACCUGUGGAGUGGCGUUCCAAACUCACCCUAGAUGGAGAUACGGUAGACUCAAUCACACCAGACAAAGUGAGAGGACUAAGAGACCUUCUCAACAGCAGUGCCAUGGACAUCAUGUACUACAACAGUCCGCUUUACCGGGAUGAAAUAACCAAGGGCCUCACUGAGGAGCUGAACAGACUGUACUCCCUCUUCUGUUCACGGAACCCUGGGUUUGAGGAGAAGGGCGGCAAAGUGUCCAUUGUGUCCCACUCCCUUGGCUGUGUCAUCGCCUAUGACAUCAUAACAGGAUGGGAUCCCGUGCGCUUCUGCCUGCAGGAGCUGUGUGCGGUGGAGGAGGAGCAGGAUACACGCUGGGUGUCUUAUGAAGAGAGGCAACUUUUAGAAGAGCUAAGGCUUACAAGGAUCAGAAUGAGAGAACUGGAAAAUCAGCUCGUCAAACUGGAAGCCUCUAAACCGUCAGCCCCUCAAGCUCUCAAAUUCAAGGUUGAAAACUUCUUCUGCAUGGGUUCUCCUCUGGCAGUUUUCUUGGCCUUGAGAGGGAUUCGUCCGUGUGCCAGCUGCCAUCAGGACCACAUCUUGCCCACUUCUAUCUGCAGCCGGCUCUUUAAUGUCUUCCACCCCACAGACCCCGUGGCGUACAGGCUGGAGCCUCUCAUCCUCAGACAUUAUAACAAUGUUGCACCUGUUCAGAUACACUGGUGCAGUGCCACUAACCCCACCCACUACGAUGAGAUCAGGCCGACCUUCCUCAAUCCAGUCAAAGAUCCGGCUUCAGACACUGAGAGCAUUCCCAGCCCCAGCACUUCUCCUGUCCUCCCUCGCAAGCACUACGGAGAGUCCAUCACCAGCCUGGGCAAGGCCAGCAUACUUGGAGCUGCAAGCAUAGGAAAAGGGAUCGGAGGCAUCCUCUUCUCUCGUUUUUCCCGCUCAAACAGCCAGCCUUCAGUGUCUUUAGGCCUUGAGGGAGGAGCAAGUGCUGAGGAAGAGGAGGAGAAGCACUCAGAAAGCCAGUCGUCCUACGGCCUCUCUCUGAUGACUCGGCCCACUUCUCCCACUCUUGAGUCGUUGGAGCUGGAGAGGCGUAUCGACUUCGAGCUUCGCGAGGGUCUGGUGGAGAGCCGCUACUGGUCGGCGGUGACCUCUCACACAAGCUACUGGUGCUCACAUGACAUAGCUCUGUUCUUGUUGACCUUCAUAUACAAACAGAAGUCGAUACCCUGCGCCCCCACUGAAGACGCUCCAGAACCAGACUGAGGCAGCACACUGGUUGCAUCACACACACACACACACACACACAC